AUGGUCGCCUACACCAUCUGUCGCACCCCUCCCCAAACACGCUACCUCCCCCAUCGCUACGCCCGCAAAGCCAUCGCCAAAAAGAAUGGCACCACACUCCUCUCCGAACCAGAGAAACUCGACCCAGGCCAAGAACGUCUCUACUCCUUUUACGAGCCCUCCCUACGCGCGGGGCACCACAUCAUCACCACCACACAAGAUAUACAACUCGGCACAGGCAACCAGAAGAAACACCUCGAAGAUAAGCAGGAAUUUACCGUCAUUACGCCACGCUAUAAACUGCCUGUUUCCGCGGUGCAUACCGUGUAUCCGCCACAGGGUCAUACGGACAAUGUUGAGAUUCUGCCGCAUAUUGUCUUGAAUGAUCCGCAGCUGCCGUGGGCGAGGGUGGCCGUUGAGAAAGUGGAAAGGGAGAGUAGAGGCCGCGUGCCUUGGUUGGCAAUGUUGGUCUUUCGUCAGGAGGAGUUGCAUUGGAACAAUCCUGCUCAUCCAGAAGAGAAGUUGAGUGGCACAAAGACACUUACUCUGACUCUUGGUGAGCUGGGCAAGCGAGUGGCUAGUGGUACAGAGAACUUUACAACGAAGAUUGUCAAGGGAGACGGUUCCCUUAUGCUGGAUGAUGAGCCAGAUACCGCACUGGACAUCAUAUACGUGCCAAAGCAACAUUUCAACUCUUUUUUCAAAGACGCCAAUGCAUCACCCGGCUCACAGAAGAAAUGCGAUGUCUCUCGCUACCAAUGGCUCUCCCACACCCGUAAUAUCAACACAACGGGCAUGGCAAACAGCGGUAUUGACGGAGAACUAGGCGUCUUCAGUGUUGUAAUCUCUCAACGAGUCGGCCCACUCGACAUCACCGAACCAACAGAUCUUAUCGUACAUCUCGUCAGUAUUGAAAAUCUCUGGUCCAUGAACUAUCCUGUCCAAAAGGAUCGUGUCGCCCUCUGCAGUCUGGAAAGCUGGUCCUACACCUGUCUACCCGCCAACUCAUUCAAUAUAUGGGAUGCCUUCCGCCAUGUGGGAAAGGAACACGAUGUAUACCGUAUUGAUCCCAAGAUUGUGGAAAAGACACUCGCACCAGAGAAGAAAAUGGAUGAAAGACUCAAGACGCGAUUGCUGGAUGGAUACGUCAUGACACGAUAUCGUACGCAGACGGGCGAAGAGACGGCGGCGUGGAUGAGGGGACCGUUUGUGCCCAAGAUUAUUGAUCAUGGGGAUACGGACAAAGAGAUCUCAAACUCGGGCCAGGAUUUGCAGAUUAUGGAUAAGGUGACAGGUAUUAUGGAUAUUACGUAUAGUACUGCCUGGCAGCUGGGGAAGGCUUUGGCUCUCGCGGACCAGGGCUUCACUACCGCUCUCAGCCGUCUCAGCGUGACCAUCAGUCGUGGCAGUAUGGACGAGACCAAAAAGUCACUUCUCAAAUCCCAAGGCGCCUUCCAGGAUAAGUCCGAGGUUCUAGGCCAACUUGUCGAAUCUCUCAAAACACUGCGUAGCCUCCAUAACCCCUCUGGCCUUCGCAAGGGCCCUGAUGCACGCUGGCUUCCCUCGUCGACUUUAUCAAUGGACAUGUCUCGUCAGGCCGUCCACGUGCAGCAGCAGUAUCUCCAUCAUCUGAAAGAGACGACACGCAAAAUCACCAGAAACAUUUCUGGUGAUAGAGUAUACGAUGAGUUUAACAAUCCUCUUAGUCCCGACUGGAUGAUUAUCUGCUCUUGGGUGCUGGAUCGGAUGUACCUGGCUGGUGUCCCAGCUCACUAUUACAUCCCCGAUCCCACCUAUCUGCAACAAGAAACGCUUCGUUUCUUUCACAUUGACAGACACUGGAUCGAUGCCAUGAUUGAUGGAGCACUCAGUAUCGCCAGUCAUCUCCCUGAUGAUGAAGACAAGCGUAUUGAGCUGAAGAAUAUCAUCAACGAGCUCCUCGAACAACACCCAGAAGGUCUUCACUAUCCUCCUCAACGACCCAGCUUUGGCUUCUUCCUUCGUUCUCAACUCUGUAUCAAAUUCCCUGAUCUCAUCGUCGAAGCAUAUGGUUCUGAUCCAGACGUCCCCGAUCCCACCAUCAUCAUCAGGCAAGAAAAUAUUAGCGAGGGACUUCUCCUCGUCCUCUUUGAUAAGAAACCAGGCAGCAGCGAGUUCACCAAGCUCAUCCUGCGUGAACCUCCCCACCAACAAGCCUUUGCCUGCGGAAGUCACCUCACAAAGGAUGAAAUCAGCGUCCCCGUCACCAGGAUCUACACCGUCCCCCUGGAAGAGCAAAAAAAGGACAAGGAUCGAAAUUUUCCCUUUAUCCACGACCCGUAUCCAAAGAGUGACCCGAACAACCCCAUGUUCAUUUGGGACGAUGAGGGUGUUCCCAUCUCCACUCUCAAACUACCAGCGUAUGCUGAUGAAGUGCAGAGGAUUCUUGUGGCAAACAUGAAAGAGAAUUAUACAGAAGAUGUCCCCACGGCGACAAUGAUGGGUAUUCAGCUGAAUCAUCCCAUGUAUUUCCUGCAGAUUGACAUGGACAAGACUCUCUUCGCGGGCUCUUCCACGGAGAAUGAUGGAAUGCUUGUCGGACUCAAGAUGCUGAAGCCUCGGCGCAAGAACGAAGCUUUAGAAGCUGCCGUUCGAUCCGAGGACUAUGUUAUUCAUCGUCCAUCGGGAAUUGACUGGGACGUUCCAUUUCAUGUUCAACCGGUACAAGGAGAAACCCCUCUGCCCGUCAUCUCGCUCCCCGCCCCUCACAUCCGCCACAUCCCCAUCCUGCCCUUUCCUCCAACACCUGCAAGUGACCAAACACUACGCCGUAAAAGUCCGACCUUGUUCUCCUACUCCAUUUACCCGUUGCGUGAACGUGACCUCAUCAACCAAGUCAACAAAAAGGAUGUCAAGCAAGACCUCAUCUUCUCUAUUCACCCCAACAGGGACAACGACUACUGGGACCUUAAACGCGUCACCAUCUCCAUUCCCUGGGGCAAGACCAAGGAUAGUCGCCCCACGCUCAUGGACCAUUACGAUGGCACGGGUGCGACAAUGGUCAGUGAUUUCCGCUUCAACGUCACGACGACGAUUGGGACGGAAGCGGGCGACAAGAUGUUCUUCUAUCUCACCAUUCUUCCGAGGGCGGCCAGUAUUCAGAAGAUGGAGGUUAAGAAUCUGAGCGUCAUCCUCAAUGGUAUGCUGAUUGGUGAUUAUCACGAGUGGCACUCGGGCCGUUGGGGGGCCCCGAAGGUGACGAUCUCUGUGAACGAGGAGUAUCAACAAAAUAACACAAAGAUGGAGGUUGAAGUAGUUUUAAACUUGUAG
This is a messenger RNA of Clonostachys solani, 3288 nucleotides long. The record is from the annotation of a GenBank genome assembly. Lineage: Eukaryota; Fungi; Ascomycota; Sordariomycetes; Hypocreales; Bionectriaceae.